Capsella rubella is the source of this 879-nucleotide messenger RNA. Its product is annotated as RING-H2 finger protein ATL29. The record is from RefSeq and is a predicted model, not a curated record. The transcript has a single exon. Lineage: Eukaryota; Viridiplantae; Streptophyta; Magnoliopsida; Brassicales; Brassicaceae. The coding region runs from base 1 to 879 and encodes 292 amino acids.
AUGUCGACAGCAAUACCUUCACCUAUACCACCGCAACCUCCGCAACAACAUUACGUUACACCGCCUCUCACGGUGAUUCUCACCGUAAUCCUCCUCGUAUUCUUCUUCAUCGGUUUCUUCACUCUCUAUUUUUGCAAGUGUUUCCUCGACACAAUGAUGCAAGCUUGGCGUCUCCACCACGGCGGAGACACCGGAUCCGCCGAGAAUCCCUUACAGCCAUCGGAAGCUCCACCCGUAAAUCCCGGCCUCGACCUCCGGAUCAUAAAUUCGUUUCCCACUUUUCCUUACUCCUCCGUUAAAGAUCUCCGGGAAGAAAAAUACGGCCUCGAAUGCGCCAUUUGUCUUCUUGAAUUCGACGGAGAUCACGUGCUCCGUCUCUUGACCACGUGUUACCAUGUUUUUCACCAAGAGUGCAUCGAUCUUUGGUUCGAAUCUCACAGAACUUGCCCUGUUUGUCGCCGGGAGCUUGAUCCUCCUCCGCCACCGGAGAACACCAAGCCUACCGUGGAUGAGAUGAUCAUAGAUGUGAUUCAAGAAAGAAGCGACGACGAAGAAGACUACCAUCGUCGUCGUCAUCAUCAGACAACAACACUGAUUGAUACUUGGCCGUCUUCAGGACAGAGCAGUAACAUAAAAAAGGAACAGAGUUUGCCGGAGAAAUUCUCUAGGUCGCAUUCAACGGGACACUCGAUAGUGAGGAACAAACCGGAGGAAGAAGAUAAGUAUACAUUGAGAUUACCAGAACAUGUGAAGAUUAAGGUCACGAGAGGACAUAGCCAGACAGAGAGUUGUGUAACGUUCGCUGAACUUGUUAAAAACAGAGGAUAUGAUCAUCGCCGGUUUGGUGAAGUCUCCGGUCAAACUCAAUCCGAAAACUGA